Messenger RNA from Spodoptera frugiperda (fall armyworm), 1032 nucleotides. RefSeq names its product programmed cell death protein 6 (gene Alg-2). Bases 238 to 777 code for a protein of 179 amino acids. The record is from RefSeq and is a predicted model, not a curated record. The transcript is spliced from 6 exons. Lineage: Eukaryota; Metazoa; Arthropoda; Insecta; Lepidoptera; Noctuidae. Gene Ontology annotation, molecular function: calcium ion binding.
CAAAGACGUUUACGUACUUUGACUCAUAAUCAGUCAUCCAGCGUCAAAGACAUAAGAUUUCUGAGAAUACAGAAACAGAUACAAUAAAUUGGGGUAUAAUACGGUCUACAACUUUCCAUCGAGGUCCAGUUUUUAAUUAUUAAUUGAGGUGUGAAGUGAUAGUUCCUGCAACUUCUAUCGUGGAAUAUAUAUUCACCAAUAGAGAUUCUUAUUAGACGGUAAAGUAAACAGAUAAAGAUGUCGUUCCAAUCACCAAUGCCAAGCCGGGAGUUCCUUUGGGAUGUGUUCAGAAGAGUGGACAAGGAUCACAGUGGCUACAUAUCAGCCGAUGAGUUGCAACAAGCUCUCUCCAAUGGAACAUGGAAUCCAUUCAAUCCCGAAACUGUUCGUCUUAUGAUUGGUAUGUUUGACAAACAGAAUAGAGGUGUGAUCAACUUUGAAGAUUUUGGUGCACUCUGGAAGUAUGUGACUGACUGGCAGAACUGCUUCCGAUCGUUCGACAGAGAUAAUUCAGGGAACAUUGAUAGGAUGGAGUUGAAGAAUGCUCUCACAGCAUUCGGGUACAGAUUGUCGGACGAAGUUGUCAACAUAAUGGUACAGAAGUUCGACAGAUUUGGCCGCGGCACCAUCUUGUUUGAUGAUUUCAUCCAGUGCUGUGUCACUUUAUAUACUCUGACGUCAGCGUUCCGCCAAUUCGACACAGACCAAGACGGAGUAAUAACCAUUCAUUACGAACAAUUCCUUAAGAUGGUCUUUGGAUUAAAGUGUUUCCCGUAGACAUCGCAGUUGACAAGGUUCCGGAAAAGUUUCGUACAGCCCACUCGUACCCACCAAUUAAAUAAAACUAUCAAAGGUAAUCUAACAUACUCGGGUAACAAAAAUGUGUGAAACAAUAUUGUCUUAAAUUACACUUCAUAUUAUUUGUAGCAAAUGCAUAAUUCCUACUAUCUAAAAAUAGUUGCUUAUAAUACCUUCACUAAGCAUACCUUUUGGAUUUGACCAAUUUUCAGUGCUCAAUGAUUAAAAAACAAA